Molecule: messenger RNA, 3948 nt
Organism: Ramularia collo-cygni
Lineage: Eukaryota; Fungi; Ascomycota; Dothideomycetes; Mycosphaerellales; Mycosphaerellaceae
Product: related to multidrug resistance protein
Exons: 4
Coding region: 1-3948 (1315 amino acids)
Biological process (GO): transmembrane transport
Cellular component (GO): membrane
Molecular function (GO): ABC-type transporter activity; ATP hydrolysis activity; ATP binding
Source: RefSeq, a predicted model, not a curated record
AUGGCGGACGAACGAUCGCACAGACGUUCCCAAGCUUCUUUGAGGUCGUUUGGAAUGGAACAAGAUGCCAAUGAUCGCCCUGUGCAGUCGGAUCCACUGGGAGUGCCCCAUACUACCCCGGAUCCUCUGUCCGACCCAACUGCCACAACCGUCGAGACGGUACGGCCAACCCUGUGGACCACUUCCUUCUCGAAGACUUGUCGCCAGGUCCUCGGCAAAAAUCCUUUCAAGGGAUCAUAUAUGAGCCUCUACGAUCCCUUGGACACUGUUCUCGACAAGAGCAUUGCAUGGGGAAGCGCCUUCUUCGCAGUCGCUGCGGGUGUACCUUUACCUGUGAUUGGCUACAUUUUCGGCCAAAUCAUCAACGAAUUUCCUCCCAAGGAAGAUGCAUUAUACGAUAGACUGGUCCAGCUACUUGGAGUAGCCGUCGCUUAUUUUGUCAUCACAGCUAUCUAUUGCGUUGGCUUUGGCCUAACAUCGGAGACGGUUUCUGUCAAGCUACGCCAGAAGCUCCUAGAGUGCUUACUUCAUCUUGACCAGGCUUACCUUGACACCCACAAUAUCGACGUCAAUGGAUUGCUCACGGAGAAGAUGGACACCAUCCAGGCAGGAUGCUCCGAGAAAGUCGGCAUCUUCAUACAGGCUCUUUCGUACUUUGUUGCCGCGUUUGUUGUCGGAUUCAUGCUAAACGCCAAGCUUGCUGGAAUACUGCUCGCGACUGUCGUCCCCGCCAUCGCUUUGAGCUUUGGGCUGUUGUCCCCAGCAGUGUCAAAGUACAGUCGCCUGGCCAAUAAGCGGAAUGAGGAAGCAAACGAUGUCGUUGAGAGCGCCUUGGGAGCGGUCAAGAUUGUGCAGGCUUUUGACAUGAUUGGUGGUUUGUGUGAAAGACAUCUGGAGUUCCUCAACGAGUCGAUCAAGACGAGCACGAAAAAAGCAAUCUUUACGGCCCUCCAAGCUGGAAGCGUUUACUUCAUCGCUUACUCCGCCAACGCUCUUGCUUUCUAUCUCGGAAGCCGUAUUGCCGAUGGAGGCAACGCUGGAACUGUAUACGCCGUGGUCUUCCUGAUUCUCGAUGCCUCAUUCGUCGUGGGCCAGUUCGCUCCUUUCUUAGAAAUCUUCGCAAGGGCUGCGUCGGCUAAAGGCAGCGUACAAGAACUGAUGGAUGCCAGAAACAACACCGACAAUGCUGGCACGUACAGGAAGUCUGAACACCGACCUGUGCUGCACGGCAAGGAUGUCGAGUUCCGCGACGUCUGCUUCCGAUACCCAGCCAGGCCAACGGUCAAGACAUUGAAUGGCGUCAAUCUAACGCUGCAGGCAGGCAAGUUUACUGCCAUGGUCGGCACGUCUGGCGGUGGAAAGUCAACGUUGGUCGCCUUACUACUCGGAAUCUACGACUAUUCCGGACGCAUUGACAUGGGAGGGGACGAUAUUCAAACUAUUGAUUCCAACCAUCUCCGCUCGCAGAUUGCUGUCCUGGACCAGGACUCUAUCCUGUUCUCUGGAACAAUAUUUGACAAUGUUUGUUACGGACUCAUCCGCCAGGAUCUGACCGAAGAGGAGAAGACGGCUCGAUGUCUCCGCGCGCUCAAGGACGCCAAUGUUGACUUCCUCGACCAGCUUCCGCGUGGCGUCCAUACCAAAUUGGGCAACGAAUUGCAGCUUUCCGGCGGACAAAGACAGAGAGUAUGUCUAGCUCGCGCCUUGAUCAAGCGACCCGCCAUCCUCAUCUUGGACGAGCCUACAAGCGCUCUUGAUGCACGGAGCGAGGUUGCCGUUGUGGACGCUGUGAAAAAGGUUGCGGCUACUGGUACUACGGUCAUCAUGAUUGCGCAUCGCCUCUCCACUACUCUAGAUGCCGAUCAUGUUGCCGUAAUGAGCGAUGGCACAGUGGUUGAGCAGGGUUCGCCCAGCGAGUUGUCUGUCGAAGGCACCGUCUUCCGUGGCUUGCUAGAUGCACAAAAAACCAACUUUGAUCAGAAUAGAGACCAAUCACCUGGUGAUGGCGAAGGGCUUCGAAGAGCGUCUACCAUUGACAUCGGGACUAGCAGCGAAAAAGAGCGAGAAAGCUUGGAGGCCGCCAUCAGCCCAAAGGCGCAGAAUAUCACCAAGUUUGCUCUCGGAACUCUCGCCAAACGUCUCGGAGCAAUCAUCAAACCCGAUUCUCUACUGGCGUCAUUCGGAUUGCUGGCGUCCAUUGUGAGUGGGGGUAUUCUAAUCGGACAGGCAAUCAUCUUCGGUAACCUCAUUCAUGUUUUAAACACCGGAAGCUCCAGCCCAACAUACUACGCAGAGGCGGAUUUCUUCUCGCUCAUGUUCUUCGUGCUAGCUCUCAUAGCGUUGGCCUCAUACAUCACCAGCGGCAGCGCUUUUGGGGUGACAUCAACUCAUAUGACCGCCCGGGUGCAGACCAAAAUGCUUCGACAACUGCUCCACCUGGAUAUGCAAUGGUUUUCGGAGCCAGGACAUUCUACUCACGAGCUGAUGUCRAGUUUCACAAAGGAUCCCGCAGAUCUUUCUGCUCUUGGCGGUAUCGCACUUGGCGCCAUCUUCACCAUCAUCACUUCCACUGUCGGUGGCAUAAUCUUGGCGCAUGUAGUGGCAUGGAAGAUUGCAGUGGUGCUCCUAGCGGCCGUCCCUGUCAUGCUGGUUUCUGGGUACGCCAGACUUCGUCUCCUCACUGCUUCCGAAACUCAGCACCGAGAGGCAUACCGAGGAGCAACCAGCUUGGCUGCUGAAUCCUGUCGAAACAGGCGUGCCGUGACAGCACUAUGUCUGGAGGAACAUCUGGUUGAAGAAUAUCGUCAGGCGCUCCGCAUGCCAUACAAGAAGAUCCGAGCAUACGUCUACUACUCCAAUGUGCUCCUCGCAUUCUGCUUUUCAAUCACCUACUUCGUCUACGCUUUGGCGUACUGGUGGGGCGCGAGACAAGUCAGAAAUGGCAUGUACACCACCACGGACUUUUUCAUCGUCCUUCCGGCCCUCCUCUUCUCGGCGCAAGCUGCAGGUCAGCUCUUCAGUCUCAGUCCAGAGAUAGCAAGAGCCAAGACUGCGGCGAGGAGUAUCUUCACUCUUCUCGACGCUCAGUCAAAAAUCAUGCCACCUGGCGGCGCGUCUUCGCCGCUGAAAUCCUCAACAACGUCCUCUUUGGAGUCGACCAGACUUGAAAAGAUGUCAGCAAGUCUAGAAAGACCGGGAAUGGGCACUCCAAAGCUUCAAUUCAGCAACGUUUCCCUCACCUACCCCAACUCUUCACGGUCAUCGCUCAAUAAUGUUGACCUCUCCAUCCUGCCAGGCCAAUCCGUGGCGUUCGUUGGACCGUCUGGCGCGGGAAAGUCUUCGACCAUGGCACUGAUUGAAAGAUUCUACGACCCAACGGAUGGUGCCAUCCUCUACGAUGGAAUCGACCUUCGCGAUAUGGACGUCAGAACUUUGCGAAGUCACAUGGGUCUUGUGUCGCAAGAUCCCGAUCUCUUCUCCGGCUCGAUCCUCUACAAUGUCAAGCUGGGUGCGCCUUCUGGUCAGUCAGUAACCGAAGAGGAGGUUCAGGCAGCAUGCAAGAAAUGUGGCCUCCACGACUUCAUCACAAGUCUUCCCGAAGGCUAUAACACGGACUGCGGUUCCAGCAGUUCGUCGCAGAUGAGCGGAGGCCAAAAGCAACGCCUCGCAAUCGCGAGAGCUCUUGUUCGCAACCCCGAGAUCCUUUUGCUCGAUGAACCCACCAGUGCUCUCGAUGCUCACAGCGAAGCACACGUUCAAAACACCUUGGCCGAGGCCGCCAAGGGGCGAACAACAGUGAUUGUCGCCCACCGCCUUGCAAGCAUUCAGCACGUGGAUCGCAUAUUCGUAUUCGAGCAUGGUCGCAUUGUCGCUCAGGGCACGCAUGCAGAGCUGGUCGCACAAGGCGGCCUUUACGCCAGCAUGGCCAAGGCCCAGUCUCUCGCAUAG